Molecule: messenger RNA, 2135 nt
Organism: Musa acuminata AAA Group (dessert banana)
Lineage: Eukaryota; Viridiplantae; Streptophyta; Magnoliopsida; Zingiberales; Musaceae
Product: ATP-dependent 6-phosphofructokinase 5, chloroplastic-like
Exons: 14
Coding region: 182-1771 (529 amino acids)
Biological process (GO): fructose 6-phosphate metabolic process; glycolytic process
Cellular component (GO): cytoplasm
Molecular function (GO): 6-phosphofructokinase activity; ATP binding
Source: RefSeq, a predicted model, not a curated record
UUUAAACCGAGAGGAAGAAACAACGCGACGGCUUCUUGGAAUUGUGGCGGUGGCGGAGAAAGUAGAGCAAACCCACGUUGUAAUUCCCCUCGAUCGAUCAGAGUUCUUCUUCGAUUACGCUCAGAUUCUUGUUUUUUAAAUUUCCAUCCAGGAAGCCGCCCAUCUAUUUGGCAAACGUAUAAUGGCUUUUACUUCAUCAACUAAUAGCAUUGGUUUGCUUAAUUUACAAAAGAAUGGCAAACAUUCGAACAUGGACCUGCCUUUGUUCCGCUCAAGUCAUUUGAAGGUUAGAAGAUUCAAAAGAAUAUUCAAAUGUGCAUCCCAGGUGAAUGAUAUCAGUGUUGAAGUUGUAAAUCCUGAAAUUGACUUUAAAGAUCCAGAUUGGAAAAAGCACUUCCAAGAGGAUUUUGAUAAUCGGUUCAGGUUGCCACAUCUUACGGAUAUUCUUGAUGUGAAGCCAAGACCAACAACGUUUUCUCUUAAGAGCAGAGGUCCUCUAGGUGAUGGUAAUGGUGCACCAAUGGAUACAUGGUACGGCUAUGUGAAUGAUGACGAUAGAGCACUUUUGAAGGUUAUAAAGUUUGCUUCACCAAAUUCUGCAGGAGCUGAGUGCAUUGAUCCAGAUUGUAGCUGGGUGGAGCAAUGGGUUCACCGUGCUGGUCCUCGUAAACAAAUAUACUAUGAACCUAAAGAAGUAAAAGCUGCAAUUGUCACUUGUGGAGGGCUUUGUCCUGGUCUUAAUGAUGUCAUUAGACAGAUAGUUUUCACACUUGAAAAGUAUGGUGUUAAAAACAUUGUUGGCAUCCAAUUUGGAUACCGUGGAUUUUGUGAUGAGAAUUUACGAGAAGUGCCGCUUUCACAUCAAGUGGUUCAAAACAUUAACCUUGCUGGUGGAAGUCUAUUGGGAGUAUCUCGUGGAGGGCCUAGUAUAAGUGAUAUUGUGGACAAUAUUCAGGCUAAGGCCAUAGACAUGCUCUUUGUACUGGGUGGAAACGGUACACAUGCAGGGGCAAAUGCCAUACAUGAUGAGUGUCGCAAGAGAAAAAUGAAAGUGUCAGUUGUCGGUGUCCCCAAAACCAUUGAUAAUGAUAUACAACUAAUGGACAAAACAUUUGGUUUUGAUACUGCGGUAGAAGAAGCUCAACGAGCAAUUAAUUCUGCAUAUAUUGAGGCUCAGAGUGCAUACCAUGGCAUUGGACUGGUUAAAUUGAUGGGAAGAAGCAGUGGGUUCAUAGCCAUGCAUGCAUCACUUUCUAGCGGUCAGAUAGAUAUCUGUUUAAUCCCAGAGGUUCCCUUCAAGCUAGAGGGGCCAAAUGGCUUAUUGCAACACCUUGAGCAUCUGAUAAAAACAAAAGGAAAAGCUGUGGUUUGUGUUGCUGAAGGAGCAGGACAGGAACUGCUACAGAAGUCAGCUGCAUUAGAUGCAUCAGGAAAUGUGGUACUUGGAGAUAUUGGAGUUCACAUUCAGCAACAGAUAAAAAGACAUUUCAAGAAUAUAGGUGUCCCCGCAGAUGUGAAGUACAUAGACCCAACAUAUAUGGUUCGAGCAUGCCGUGCUAAUGCAUCUGAUGCUAUCCUAUGCACUGUGCUUGGCCAGAAUGCUGUACAUGGUGCAUUUGCUGGAUUCAGUGGCAUCACAACAGGCAUAUGCAAUAUCCAUUAUGUCUACCUUCCCAUUCCAGAAGUAAUUAGAUCUCCGAGGCGUGUCGACCCCAACAGUAGAAUGUGGCACCGAUGUCUGACAUCAACAGGCCAGCCUGAUUUCCGCUGAUAUUAAUUAGGGAGCAGCAGCUUAUUCAGAUUGCUUCUUGCUUCCUGCAAGUGUGCAUGUUUGGGGUAUAGAAGGCUUUAAAUAAGGAUCAUUUUCCAAUUUUCUUUUACACAAUGAUCAUGUAAAUUAUCAGUUUUGUGAUUAAUAAAGUUGAAAGGAGGAUGACAGACAUCAUUUGAGGAUGCCCACAUCAGAUGUAAUAAACUGCUAUGUAAUUGUAGAAAAAUUCAACCAAAUAAUGGUUCUUGCAUAUGUAUUGUAACUAUUUUUUGAAAAGUUCGAGGCAUUUAAAGGUUGCAACUACUAAUUUAUCAGGGUUUCCAUGUACACCACAUUAAGUUCCAAUAAGGAUUCAAUUAUAGUA